Acyrthosiphon pisum (pea aphid) is the source of this 989-nucleotide messenger RNA. RefSeq lists its product as uncharacterized. The record is from RefSeq and is a predicted model, not a curated record. NCBI's taxonomy places the organism in Eukaryota, Metazoa, Arthropoda, Insecta, Hemiptera, Aphididae. The transcript is spliced from 6 exons. Gene Ontology annotation, biological process: RNA polymerase II preinitiation complex assembly; DNA-templated transcription initiation. Bases 1 to 762 code for a protein of 253 amino acids. Gene Ontology annotation, cellular component: transcription factor TFIID complex; SAGA complex. Gene Ontology annotation, molecular function: RNA polymerase II general transcription initiation factor activity; transcription coactivator activity; protein heterodimerization activity.
AUGAACACCGUCCGUUCGUGUCUCGCCACCACCGUCGCGAUUGGCUGGUGGGCAGCCGACGCUGUGGUCUGUUGCAAAAGUAGUUCAGUCGCAACUGUCGGCGAAGACGUCGUAGCGUCAUGUCAGGACAAAAAUCGGACGUUCCACAUGGUCGAGGCGAUCGGCGGUGGCACGUGCGAUGACAACCGGACGGCAAUGCCGGUAUCGUUGAUACGAACCGCAAGUUUUAAACCAUCUCUUGAGUUUAACCACAGGUACACAACGCUACUGUUGGACGACGCUAAGACAUUUUCAAACUUUGCGAAAAAGAAGAAUGUUGAUGCAGACGAUGUGAAAAUUGCAAUACAAUUGGCACAAGACGGAAUAUUUUGUCGACCUCCUCCGCGCGAUAUGUUAAUGACAGCAAGUCGUGAAGUAAACAAAAUACCAUUACCUCCAGUAAGGCCUGCUAGUGGACUGCGAAUUCCUCAGGAUCGUUCAACUUUCUUACAAACAAACUACAGGCUUAAGAACGAUUUGUAUUCUGAAGGAAACAUGCGUAAAGACACUAAAACAACAGCUGCAGAAAUGUUGGAGGCAUCUAGAAAACUACAAACUGAAGACAAUCCCUUUCAGAAAUCUAUUCAAAUGAUGAACAAUUCAAUGGAGUUUGAUUUGCAAGAAAUAAUUGAAAAUCAUCAAAGCAGUCAAGAAAGCAUUGGAGAAAAUGAAAAAGAUGAAUUUACUACGUACUCUGAUAUCGACCUUGAUGAUAUUGUUUAAAAACUACUUGAUAUGUAAUUUAUCAGGGAUAACAAAGGUAAUUAAAAUACUAUAAAAUAGUAUCAUCACUCUUUUAUUCAAUAUUAUACUUUAAAAUUUUCUUUAAUUUACUGUUUAAAGUCUAUUAACACAUUGACUACCAUGUGACUGCCGGCUGUCACCUGUAAUUCUCAAAUUUAUAUUAUUUUCCGACUGCCGUGUCGCAUUACUACCACUUCACGUCAUGA